AUGCCAGGAACCCAAUCCUUACCACCACCGGAACUUCCAAACCUCGUCGCUGAACAACAUGUUCCAAUCCCUUCAACCGACAAAGAUACCCCGAGGAUGAUCGUUGUCCUCUCCAACGCCAGUCUUGAGACGUACAAAGCAUCCCAUGGUGGCAACAGACCCGGUACUCGAGAUGAGAAGUAUUCAUUACUAAACAGCGACGAGCAUAUUGGGGUGAUGCGCAAGAUGAAUCGCGAUAUCAGUGAUGCUCGACCGGACAUCACACAUCAGUGUCUCCUCACUCUUCUCGAUUCCCCGAUCAACAAAGCUGGGAGGCUACAAAUCUUUAUCCACACUGCCAAAGGCGUUUUAAUCGAAGUCAGCCCCACUGUCCGAAUCCCACGUACCUUCAAACGAUUCGCAGGUCUCAUGGUUCAACUGCUUCACCGCCUAUCGAUCCGAUCUGUCAAUUCACAAGAGAAGCUAUUAAAAGUCAUCCCGAAUCCGAUCACUGACCACCUACCGCCGAAUUGCAGGAAGGUUACUCUGAGUUUCGAUGCAGAGUUGGUGCGAGUCAGGGAAUACGUGGAGAAUUUGAGGCCGAAGGAGAGCAUUUGUGUGUUCGUGGGAGCAAUGGCAAAGGGAUCCGACAAUUUCGCCGACGAGUUUGUCGACGAAAAGAUCGCGAUCAGCAAUUACAGCCUGUCGGCCAGUGUCGCCUGCAGCAAAUUCUGCCAUGCGGCAGAGGAUGUUUGGGGCAUCAUCUAG
Amorphotheca resinae ATCC 22711 is the source of this 747-nucleotide messenger RNA. RefSeq lists its product as hypothetical. Gene Ontology annotation, cellular component: nucleolus; small-subunit processome. Gene Ontology annotation, molecular function: rRNA (pseudouridine) methyltransferase activity; rRNA binding. Gene Ontology annotation, biological process: rRNA base methylation. The transcript has 2 exons. Lineage: Eukaryota; Fungi; Ascomycota; Leotiomycetes; Helotiales; Amorphothecaceae. Bases 1 to 747 code for a protein of 248 amino acids. The record is from RefSeq and is a predicted model, not a curated record.